Messenger RNA from Adineta steineri, 2730 nucleotides. Lineage: Eukaryota; Metazoa; Rotifera; Eurotatoria; Adinetida; Adinetidae. The record is from the annotation of a GenBank genome assembly.
AUGGAAAUGAUUCCAAUUCUUGAAACUCCUAAUGAAUCUAUAAGAAAAAGAAAUGACAAUCAUCUUGAAAGUUUUAGUCUCAUUUGGCUUAAUAACAAUGAAGAUGUUGACAUCCAAAGAGAACUACGUAACAUAAUUAAUCAUAUUGAAACAUUUGAUGAUGUUGAAGAAUGUAAAAAUUAUAUUGAAAAAACAUCAGAAAAUGAUCGAUUAGUUCUUGUUACUAAUGGUGAAUUCGGUCAACAAAUUAUUCCUUCAAUUCAUCAAUUAAGACAAAUUUCAUCAAUUUAUAUAAAUUCAGACGAUAAACAAUGGACAAAUGAUUUUUCCAAGUUAAAAGGUAUUCAUACUGAAAUGGAUGAACUUAUUUCACAAAUCCAUGAAGAUCAUAAAAAUCCUCGAAAAAUAGAAGAACCUGUAUGGAUGAAUAUGUUUACAACAAUUAGUGAUGCAGGAAAGUCAACAACAGGAAUUAAUGGUCAAUUUGCAUUUUCUCAAUUAUUACUUGAUUGUCUUCUUCGAUUAAAAUCAAAUGAAAAUGAUCGAAAUGAAUUAAUUUCAUGUUGUGAAAAAGAAUAUGAAGGAAAUCAAAAUGAAUUAAGUCAUCUUCAUGAAUUUCAGAGUAGUUAUUCAUCGGAGAAUGUUUUAUGGUGGUAUACACGUGAAUCUUUCUUUUAUAAAACAUUAAAUGCGGCUUUAAGAAAAGAAAAUAUUCAUGUGAUUUACUUAUAUCGUUCAUUUAUUAUUGAUAUACAAAAUCAAUUAGAAAAUCAUCAAUGUCAAUAUGCUACUCGUGUCUAUCGAAGUCAACUAAUGUCAAUUAAUGAGUUAAAUUAUCUUAAAAAUAGUGUUGGACAAUAUGUUUCAGUUAAUUCAUUUCUUUCGACCAGUUUUCAAAAGGAAAUUGCAAAUUUUUAUCUUGGUGAUACAAAUCAUCGAUGGAUCGAUCUUGAAAAAGUUUUAUUUGAAAUUGAUGCUGAUCCAAAAGUUGUUACAACAAAACCAUUUGCUGAUAUUAGUCAAUUUAGUGAUUUUAGUGAUGAAUUAGAAGUUCUUUUUAUGCUCGGAUCGAUAUUUCGUUUGAAUUCAAUUAUUCGUGAUGAUGAAAAUCAAUUUUGGAUUAUUCACAUGUGUUUAAGUAGUGAUGACGAACAUAAUUUAAAAGAAAUUCUUAUGGAUAUGAAAAAUGAAAUUGGAAAUGGUGAAACAAAUCUUUGUAUUUUAGGAAAAGUUGUACGAAGAAUGGGACAUCUCGAUUUAGCGAAGAAAUAUUAUUAUCGUUGUUUAGAUGAACUAUCACAAAAUGAUCCUUUACUUCUUACUGUUUAUAAAGAUUUGGCUAAAAUUGCUUCUCUACAAAAAGAUUAUGAAGAACAUCUUCGAUUGAGACACGUUUUAGCGAAAAUUAAAGAGAAAAUACAAUUAAAUGAUAAUGAGAUUGAGACAAGUGAAAUAGAUAAAUUAACUUACAAUGACACAAUACAAAAACGAAAAUCAAAAAAUUAUAUGCGAUGUAAUUGGCAGUUAAAACUAUUGAUAUGUAGUUUUAUUCUUAUUUUGAUGAUUGGAACUGGAAUAUUUACAAUACGAUAUAUGAUUACAAAAAAGUCACCACAAUCUUCAAUAGAAUGGACAUUGACUUGUACGGAUGGUAUUAAGAACCAAGAUGAAACCGACGUCGAUUGUGGUGGUGCAACUUGCUCGAAAAGAUGUUUACCUCGGCAAGGUUCACCGACUUGCACGGAUGGUGCUAAGAAUCAAGAUGAAGCCGACGUGGAUUGUGGUGGUGCAAUUUGCUCGAAAAGAUGUUUAUCUCAGCAAGACUAACCAAAAGUCAAGAGAUGGAAACAAAAUGCCGUCACUGUGGCUGGUGGAAAUCGACACGGACAAGAAUUAAAUCAACUCAAUCGCCCUGAAGGAAUCUUCAUUGAUAAAAAGAAAAACAUUUUCAUUGCUGAUACUUAUAAUCAUCGUAUUGUUGAAUGGAAACAUAAUGUAAAAGAAGGACAAAUCAUUGCAGGUGGAAAUGGGGAAGGGAAUCGAAUGGAUCAAUUAUAUACGCCAUCAGAUGUGAUUGUUGAUCAACAAAACCAUUCGAUCAUUAUUGCUGAUAAAAGAAACAGACGAGUGAUUCAAUGGUUGAAUCAAAAUCAACAAAUUCUUAUUGACAAUAUUGACUGUUUUAGCUUGAUAAUGGACACACAUGGAUUUCUUUAUGUGUCUGAUUAUCAGAAGAAUGAAGUGAGACGAUGGAGAAUGGGAGAAUACAAUAAAGGAAUUGUAGUGGCAGGUGGAAAUGGAAAAGGAGACGAACUUAAUCAACUUAGUUAUCCUACUUUUAUCUUUGUUGAUGAAGAUCAAUCUAUUUAUGUUUCAGAUAAAUGGAAUCAUCGUGUAGUGAAAUGGAGAAAAGGUGCAAAAGGAGGAAGAGUGGUGGCUGGAGGAAAUUAUCAUGGAAGCGAUUUCGAUCAAUUGGAUCAAUUGUUUUAUCCUCACGGAGUAUUUGUUGAUGAUUUGGGUCAAAUCUAUAUGGCAGAUUCUGCGAAUGAUCGAAUAAUACGUUGGUGUGAAGGAGAAAAAGAAGGUGAAAUUGUUGUUGGUGCAGGUAUUCAAGGAAAUCAAUCAAAUCAAUUGAAUUAUCCCAUGGGUUUAUCUUUUGAUGAUGAAGGAAACCUUUAUGUUGGUGAUCUUUUGAAUGCUCGAAUUCAAAAAUUUGAAAUAAUUUUGUGA